This is a messenger RNA of Auanema sp. JU1783, 1395 nucleotides long. Lineage: Eukaryota; Metazoa; Nematoda; Chromadorea; Rhabditida; Rhabditidae. The record is from the annotation of a GenBank genome assembly.
AUGGUUAUGGAGGUUGACGAGCCAGCGGGUACUUCCAUGGAUACGUCUGAACCAUUUGAGAAUGGAGUUGAUUGGAGGUUCAGUCAAGUAAAAGGAAAUAUAGAUAGCGAAGAUUCUCACACAGAAGCUGACAUAAUUUCGUGUGUUGAAUUCUCCCAUGACGGCGAAUAUUUAGCCACCGGUGAUAAAGGAGGACGGGUAGUAAUUUUUCAACGUGAUCAGAGUGGAAAGUAUGUGAAUGGAUCACGGUCUCGCGAGUAUAAUGUCUAUUCAACAUUCCAAUCUCACGAACCUGAGUUCGAUUACUUGAAGUCUUUAGAAAUUGAGGAAAAGAUUAAUCAAAUUAAGUGGCUGAAGAAGAAGAACGCAGCCAACUUCAUUCUUUCCACAAAUGAUAAAACCGUCAAGUUAUGGAAAAUCAGUGAGAGAGAGAGAAAAGUAGAAGACGAAGCUUGGAAUGUACCUCGAGUUGGAAGGUUCCGCGGAGGCUUGCAAAUCCCCCAAAUUGUUAAUAUGGAAUUAAUAGUUGAAGCCAGUCCGAGAAGAGUCUAUGGAAAUGCACACACUUAUCAUGUUAAUAGUAUUAGUGUUAACUCUGACCAGGAAACGUUCCUAUCGGCCGAUGAUCUUAGAAUUAAUCUGUGGCAUCAUGAAAUUACAAAUGAAUCAUUUAAUAUUGUUGAUAUUAAACCUGUUAAUAUGGAGGAGUUGACAGAAGUAAUAACUGCAGCUGAAUUCCACCCUCGUUCUUGCAAUUGGUUUGUAUAUUCAUCCAGUAAAGGUUCUAUUAGAUUAUGUGAUAUGAGAGAUCGUGCUUUAUGUGACUCGCAUGCUAAAUUGUUUGAGGAGGCAGAAGACCCAGAUACCAGAUCUUUCUUUUCUGAAAUUAUCGCUAGUGUUUCGGAUAUAAAAUUCUCACAUGAUGGAAGAUAUCUAUUGACUAGAGAUUAUUUAACGGUUAAAGUUUGGGAUUUAAAUAUGGAAAGUAGGCCCAUCGAAACCUAUCCUGUUCACGAGCACUUACGAACAAAACUUUGUGCAUUAUAUGAAAAUGAUUCCAUUUUUGAUAAAUUCGAGUGCAGUUGGAGUGGUGAUGAUAAACACAUUCUGACUGGUUCUUAUCAUAAUUUGUUCCGUACCUACGCCAGAGGAAAUGUUGAGUCAAACACGUGGGAAGCACGUCCUCAAGAACCCCACUCUAUACUGCGCACUCGUCGAGUAACAACAUCGACAGGCCGGAAACGUACCAUUCGAGAAGUACCGUCCACGGACGAAGAUUUAGCACAUGAUUCGCUGGACUUCAAUCGAAAGAUAUUGCAUACAGCUUGGCACCCGAAAGAGAACAUCAUUGCUUUGGCAGCCACAAAUAAUCUCUAUAUCUUCUCUGACAAAUAA